UUCACGAAAAAGAGUCAUCACACGUACAAACUACCAGAACAAUACAAGCAAUAACAAUAACCUUGAUGCAACAUUACAACAAAGAGAACUGUUGCUAGACUCCCCAGUCCCCAUGCUAGGCCAUCAUAGUGAAGCUUAAUUUUGGCAAUUCUUGAUCUCUCUUUCUCUCUCUCAAAUUGGCACACUUCUUUCUCCAUUCUAAUGCAAUAAUACUCUAAUCAUUUUAAUGUCUAUUGUGAUUGAUGAGAGAACAAUAACAUAAGUUUCACUCCCCAAAGCCCAAACACCACCAUCUUCUCCACACCAUGAAGAAGCUGUUCCUCCUUGGCACCUGGAAGCGCAACCGCUGGAAGCAAAGGUUUCGACUUUUCACCACCCUUUUGGAAGAUUUGGAUACCGCUCGUCUCCGUCACGUGAUCGCCACCAACAUUUCCAUUAGCAGGAGAGUUAAAUCCGGCGAACUUGAAUUAGCACGCCACCUGUUCGACGAAAUGCCGCUUCGAACUGUUUCCACUUGGAAUACUAUGAUUUCCGGAUAUUCGCAAUGGGGCUGCUACGUUGAAGCUCUGGCCCUUGCUUCCCUCAUGCACCACUCUUGCGUCAAGCUUGACGAGGUCUCUUUCUCUUCGGUGUUGAGCGCAUGCUCACGUUUUGGGACACUGGUUCAUGGGAAGCAAGUUCAUUCAUUGCUUUUGAGGUCUGGGUACGAGAGAUUUGGCAUUGUGGGGAGUACUUUGUUGUAUUUUUACGUUCAGUGUUCUGGAAUUGGAGAAGCUGAGGUAGUUUUUAAGGAGCUUCAUGGCGGGAAUGAUGUGUUAUGGAGCCUUAUGCUUGCGGGUUAUGUGCAGCGUGACAUGAUGGGUGAGGCUCUGGACAUGUUUGAAAAGAUACCUGAUCGUGAUGUUGUAGCCUGGACCACGUUGAUCUCUGGGUAUGCGAAGAGGGAAGAUGGGUGUGAGAGGGCUUUGGAUUUGUUUUGGUGUAUGAGGAGUUCUGGGGUGUUGCCUAAUGAGGUCACGUUGUGCACUGUUGUGAGAGUUUGCACUAGACUGAGGGCUCUUUGGCAGGGGAAGGUUGUUCAUGGGCAUUGCAUCAAGGAAGGGUUUGCUUUUGAUAAUGCGAUUGGUGGUGGGUUGAUUGAGUUUUAUUGUGAUUGUGAAGCCAUAGAUGAUGCCAAGAGAGUUCAUGAGAGCAUGAGAGGAGAAACUUAUUUGAAUCUGACUAACUCGUUGAUUGGUUGCCUUAUCUCCGCGGGAAAGAUUGAAGAAGCUGAGAUGAUAUUUUACAGGUUGAGAGAGACGAAUCACGUAUCAUAUAAUUUGAUGAUUAAAGGUUAUUCUAUGAGUGGUCAUUUUGAGAAGUCAAAAAAAUUAUUCAAUCAAAUGAGUCUCAAGGAUAUAACUUCCUUAAAUACUAUGAUAUCUGUGUACUCCAAAAACGGUGACCUUGAUGAAGCUGUGAGGCUUUUUGACAAAACUAAAGAUCAGAAAAACCCUGUGACAUGGAAUUCAAUGAUGUCUGGUUAUAUUCAAAAUGGCCAGUACAUGAAGGCAUUAAAAUUAUACGUGAUGAUGCGUAGGUUAUCAGUUGAUUAUAGCAGAUCGACGUUUUCUGUCUUAUUUCGUGCAUGUUCGUCUCUAGGUUCUUUUCAACAAGGACGGUUGCUUCAUGGCCACUUAACCAAGACACCGUUCCAAGCAAAUGUUUAUGUUGGGACUGCCCUUAUAGACUUAUACUCCAAAUGUGGUCGCUUGGCUGAUGCUCAAAGGUCAUUCCUCAGCAUUUUUUCACCCAAUGUAGCCGCAUGGACAGCUCUUAUCAAUGGGUAUGCAUAUCAUGGACUUGGAUCCGAGGCAAUUUUACUCUUCCAUUCGAUGUUAGUUCAAGGAAUUGAGCCAAACGCUGCUACUUUUGUUGGCAUUCUUUCUGCCUGCUCUCAUGCUGGUCUAGUUGAUGAAGGUUUGAAAAUCUUCCACUCGAUGGAGGAACUUUACAAGGUAACCCCAAGCAUAGAACAUUACACAUGUGUGGUGGAUCUUCUUGGUCGAUCAGGCUAUGUAAGAGAAGCUGAAGAGUUUAUUAGAAAGAUGCCUAUUGAAGCCGAUGGGGUGAUUUGGGGAGCUUUACUGCAUGCAUGUUGGUUCUGGAAGGACAUGGAAGUAGGGGAGAAAGCUGCUGAAAAGUUGUUCAGCUUGGAUCCGAACCCAACAGUGCCUUUGGUAAUUCUGUCAAAUAUGUAUGCGGUGCUAGGUAGAUGGGGGCAGAAGUCAAUUCUUAGGAAGAGAUUGCAGAGUUUAAAAUUGAGAAAAGAUCCAGGGUGCAGCUGGAUUGAAUUGAACAACAAUAUUCAUCUGUUCUCUGUAGAGGAUAAAACACAUCCUUAUUCUGAUGUUAUUUAUGCAACUGUAGAGCAUUUAGCAGCAACCGUUAAUUCUGUCAUACCCUUCAAUUAUCUCUAUAUCAGCAACAGCAAACAUCAUGGAUAAUGCAAAGCUGCAAACUGCGGAUCCUAUGUUACAUCAGAUUUGGCCACUGAACUGAGUAUUUCUCUUGAGAGACCAUUGAGCUUUAACUAUUUUAGCAUCAAUCAUGCGAAGGAUCAACAUACCACUGUUUGCCUCUAAAGCAAUAAUGAAAUUACUUGAUUGUGUUCAUCAUUUAACAUAUUUUACGCUUUCAUCAGAAGUAGCUGAUGUGAGUGAGGGAGAACAAACCAGCUACCAUUAAAGGUUUUACUGCUGAAUCUCAUUGCCUCAUAGGGUUCUUUAACACUUCAAUCUGAAAACGACAGCAAUUGGGAAAAUCCAGCAUGGGGCCUGUGAUUUCCUUUUAACUUCUAUGAAUACUAUCUGAUAUUUCCUUACCUACAGCAAAUGUACUAUUUGUAAGUAUUCACAUUUUAAUUCGAAGACUGACUGCUCAGUUUUGCUUAAUUAACAUGGGACUUUUGGAAGUAAGAACAUUGGCAAGAUAGCAUUAUUACUUUUUGAGUUAUAUGAAUUUUGUUGGAUUAAUAUUUAUAACAAAAGCCACAUUUGGCUCAUUGGAGUAAAGUUAUUUGCAUAUUACUUUCCGCGCAUUAUUUUAUUUAGAAUCUAUGCAUAAAUAGGCCAAUUCUUAUACAAAAAUUAAAAUGAGAUACAUUUUGCAUCAAAAUUUUGCAAGGCAAUUUCCUGAAUUUAAUUUUGAUGCAUUAUCGUUAUAAAGUAGUUUUACACGUGCAUCUAAUUAUGAUAUUAGGCUUCUUCUUCUGGAAGUUUGUUGUGAGGUUUUCUGCUAUGCUAGGUGGAUAGAGAGUUAGCUUCAAAUGGGAAAUCCCCGGAGAAGUUGAAAGGAGCUGGUUCCUUUCUUAUAAAAGUAUUUGGUGUUCUUGCAGUAUGUAUUCUUCUACAUAUUGGUUACUGUUUCUAAUUUUAAUGUGCAGCAUAUACUUUAAUGGUGUGAGAUAUAUAUAUUUUGUGUGAGUGAGCAAGGGGGAAUCACCACAGUCGCUUCUUUAUUGUCUUGCUUGCAAUACAGGGAAAUCGCAAUAUAGGAAAAAGGUUCUAUGCGUAUUGGAGUGUAACUUGUCAGUUGUUCAAGAUUUACUUUAAGCUGGGUACAGUUCAUCUUUGUUGUAGUGUGAUAAGAAGUAUUGAAAGGAGCACACAUAUUUGACUUCGAGGAAUUUCCUAAGAGAGAUAAGGUAAUAUUGAAAUAUGAUCUAUAUGCAAUUGUUGAUCCAAAGUCAUUAUUGUUCAUGAAUGAGUAUAACACCAUUGAAUAUAGUGGUGAUACAGCUGCAAACCCAGUCAAUUAUAUUGCGAAAAUGGCGCAGAUUCAGUCAUUUCCAAGGUAUGAAGGAAUAUCAGCAACAAUAGGGCCGCUGCAAGGCCAUUUCACUGCUGGGCCGCCAAAUCUUACUUACAUGAGAGCUGCUCUUGAUGCUUUUGAUACUGCUUCACUUCCAAUAUAGCUUAUAGAAGUGUGUGUGAAUUGAGAUCCAAACCAGGUAUUUGCUAAACUCAAAACAACGUUGAAGGGAAUUGUUAGCUUUAAGAUAUAAAAACAUAUGCUAAUUUGAUCAGUGUCGUUCUUAGAAUUUGAUAGACACUAUCUUAGAAUUUUAGAAUAGAGUUGUACUAUUUUAAUUAACUAUAGCUUAUGACUUAAUAA
Messenger RNA from Arachis duranensis, 4155 nucleotides. RefSeq names its product pentatricopeptide repeat-containing protein At2g13600-like. Gene Ontology annotation, biological process: RNA modification. Bases 306 to 2486 code for a protein of 726 amino acids. The record is from RefSeq and is a predicted model, not a curated record. NCBI's taxonomy places the organism in Eukaryota, Viridiplantae, Streptophyta, Magnoliopsida, Fabales, Fabaceae. Gene Ontology annotation, molecular function: RNA binding; protein binding. The transcript is spliced from 3 exons.